Anastrepha obliqua is the source of this 665-nucleotide messenger RNA. RefSeq names its product uterine plasmin/trypsin inhibitor. Lineage: Eukaryota; Metazoa; Arthropoda; Insecta; Diptera; Tephritidae. The transcript has 2 exons. Bases 87 to 548 code for a protein of 153 amino acids. Gene Ontology annotation, molecular function: serine-type endopeptidase inhibitor activity. The record is from RefSeq and is a predicted model, not a curated record.
UUUGCUCUAGUGGCUACUUCUCUACAGCUUCGCGACUGAGCAGCAAAAUAAUUCUGAGCUCAUUCCGUUAUUGACACUACAACAGAAUGGCGGUUCAUUUCGCAACGUGUUUACGUGCCCUUCUCCUGAUCGUGGCGAUUAGCGCAGUGGCGAGCGCUCCACAACAAAAGAAGAUAACGCAAAGUCAGCCAGCUGCUGGGCCAGCGGGUGUGGCGCGAGUGCAAGAUCCGAAAUGCCUACAGCCUAAGGAACCUGGUCCUUGCCGCAUGAAUCUGGACCGUUUUUACUACAACGCGCAAACGAACGCCUGCGAACCAUUCAAAUUUGGCGGCUGUCGUGGCAAUGAUAAUAAAUUUGGUUUCUUGAAGACCUGUGAAGAUGCCUGCUUGGUGCCAAAGUCAACGGGGCAGAAUGCAGCCAGUCCGAACUCUAAAGCACCGGCAGCGGCAGUAAACCCUAAGACGGCCGCCAUCGCACCGAUUUCGUUAACGACAAAGGCACCAAUAGCAGCACCAGUGCGACCACAGGCAGUGAAGCCAAUCAAGUGAAGCAAAUGGAAAGAUGAAUCUGAAUAUUUUUCCUAUGCUUAGUAUAAUUUUUUAACUAUUAGCUUUUUUUAUACCAAAAUUGUAAUCGAAAAUGCAAACAUAUCUAUAUUUAACUAC